Messenger RNA from Trifolium pratense (red clover), 3797 nucleotides. RefSeq lists its product as uncharacterized. The record is from RefSeq and is a predicted model, not a curated record. Gene Ontology annotation, biological process: telomere maintenance. Bases 155 to 3559 code for a protein of 1134 amino acids. Lineage: Eukaryota; Viridiplantae; Streptophyta; Magnoliopsida; Fabales; Fabaceae. Gene Ontology annotation, cellular component: nucleus. The transcript has 10 exons.
AAUCGGAUACCGUACGGUGUAAAGUUCUCUUAUAAUUCACACCAAACCGGGUUUUGGCGCGAAAGAUAGAUUCCCUGUUUGGUCUCCCGGGUCUUCUAGCAACCUAUCACUCAUCACUGCGAUUCUGCGAGGGUUUCAUCUCUGCAACAAAACAAUGUCAGAAGAGAUUCUUGAAAUCCAAACUCUAAUUUCUUCCAAUCAAAACUCCAACAAAUCUUCUGGCUAUUCCACACUUCUCCAAUUCCAACAACAUUCUUGCAUUAACCCUUCUUCGCUUCAAUCACUCGCACAAUCCUCAAAUUCCAUAGUUUCCUAUACCCUUUCCGAUAUCUCACAUCACGAUGAAGAAAUAGCUGCACAAGCCUUGAAAUGUUUAGGGUUCAUGAUUUACCAUCCUUCCGUUGUUUCCACGCUUCGAGUGGAUGAUGUCAAUUUGGUAUUGGAUUCAUUGUCCAAACUUAUUACAACCACAAAAUUGAAGACUGUUUGUAAUUUAGGGGUGUGGUGCUUAUCUGUUCAACAGUUAGGUGUAUCGUUUCUUGUGAAUCAUUUUCAUUCUUUGUUACGCCCGAUUGUUCAUGCCCUAGACAAUCCAAUGGGGUCUUUGUCAACAACAUUUGAAGCUACCCAGGCUAUAAUGAAGUUAUCUGGUCAAUUAAGUGAGCAAAUGAGAGACUCAUCACAUAUAUGGGCUCCUCCAAUAUACAGGAGACUUCUCAGCACAGACAAGAGAGAGAAAGAUUCCUCAGAAAGGUGCCUGUUGAAGAUCGGCUCCAUAGUUAUUCCACCUUCACUGGAACUCUCCAAGGUUCUUGUCAAAGAUAUGAAGAUAAAAUUGCUUAAUGGGAUGAAGGAUUUGCUAGAUAAUGGUAUGAAGAUUCAAGCUAUUCAAGCAUGGGGAUGGUUUAUUCGAAUGCUUGGGUCCCAUGCUUUGAAGAAUAAGCAUUUAGUUAAUGAUAUGUUGAAAAUACCCGAGCGUACAUUUACAGAUCCUGACCCUCAAAUUCAGAUUGCCACACAGGUUGCCUGGGAAGGUCUUAUUGAUGCCCUUGUUUACCAUCCACUAGUUUCAGAGAAAAAGACACCAUCUAAGGAUCAAGUAAUUGGAGUUUCAGAGAAAAAGACACCAUCUAAGGAUCAAGUAAUUGGAGUUUCAGAGAAAAAGACACCAGCGAAGAGCAAUUCUGAGGAUAAAGUAAACGGGGUUUACAAAAGCAUAAAGCUUAUAAUGACUCCACUGAUUGGCAUCAUGUCUAGUAAAUGUGAUAUAUCAGUUCAUUCAUCCUGCUUGAACACAUGGUGUUAUUUGCUACAUAAGCUUGAUACCUCUGUCAAUGAAUCAUCAUUGAUAAAAAUGGUUUUAGAGCCUAUUCUUAAAGCAAUAUUUCAGAAUGGACCCGAUAGCAAGACCAUCUGGUUAUGGAACCUGGGCCUUGAUCUGCUCAGUGACAGUAUUUCACAGAAGUGUACGGAUGUAAGUUGCAUUGAAACCGGACGUUCUUCAUCUGGCAAAAGCUGUUGGAAGCAACAUCCAAUUAGAUGGCUGCCAUGGGAUAUCAGUCGAUUGGAUUUUUAUCUGAGUAUCAUUUUUGUUAUCAUCCGUCAAGCAUCAGGGGCAACAGUCACUUGUGAUCACAGAAGUCAUGUUUAUGAUGUUGCCCUAAAGUUGUUUACAUAUAUUCUGAAAGGAGUCAAACUGGACAUGGAAAGUCCAUCUACCAAUUAUGAUGGUGUUAUAUGGUGCUUGAACACAUUACUGACAUUUGUGAAAAAAGUCUGUGAAGAUGUAUACUUAGAUGGCAGUGAAAAUUAUGAUGUGUAUUAUACUUCCCUUCGGUUUAUAGAUGCUAUCACAAAGGAGUUAGGUUCUUCUAUCUUGGUAUCUCCUCUGUACAAGUUUUCUUUAGACCUAAAGUACAUUAAUGACAUGCAAUCAGUUGAUCAUAACAAACACCUAAAAUUUCUGACUGUCAAUUGUAUUUCUUAUAUGGACAAGGUCUCUCCAUUGGUUUAUUUGACAGCGCUUUACUUCCAUAUGAUGGUUCGGUUAACAUUAAAGUCCCAGCAAUCAGACCACAUUUCACAAGGGAUGUCUGAAUAUUUUAAAUUUAUUUUUUCUUCAAGUGAUCACAUGGACAACCUCCUCACUUGUAUUGGCCUCUUGUACAAACAUGUUGAACCAAUGUACAUAAAUAUAUGGAUAGCAGUGGCUAAGGGUCUGAAUUCCUGUGUAUAUGAUGCAAACUGCAAGUCCCUAAAGGAAUCUUUGUCUGACAGCAUUGGAUAUUCCUCCAUAUCCAGCUUUUUAAUAUACCCCAUCGUGGCGCAUUCUGAAAUUCCAAGAUUAACCUCGUCAAAUGCUAGUGACUCUAUGGAGAAGCAUCCUUUAUCACCAGAAAGAAAACCGAGGCUUGAACUUGUUAUUCAAACAUGGAAAUCACUUUAUGGAUCUCUUAGUGCAUGCUUUGGAUGUUCAACAUCCACCAAUUUCUCAGGGGAUCUGUGCAAAUUGAUAAAUCGGUGGCUUGAUGAAAAUUUUGGCAUUUUAGAGAGUGGCACUGAUCUAAAGUUAACGUGCAAUGAUAUAGAUCUUGGUGUCCUUCAUCUAUCUGGAAAUUUCUUGAUAUGCAUUCUUCAACAGAUUCAGACUUCAGAAUUAGUUUCAGAAACCAACAGGAGUAAAUCUGAAUGCAAUAACAAAAUACUCUACAGUUUAAAGAACUGCCUAACCUUUGCUUCCAAGUAUAUGAAUUUGUUGAGGAUAAAGAUGGUGACAGACCCACUGCCUGGUUUUGUUGGGACAUCAAGGUUAUCUUCUGCAUUGGCAUGCUUUAUUAAUUGCCUUCACUGGAAGCAAGAUAUUCUUCUUUUUCUCGAGAUUGUUUCCUGUCCACUACUUCAGUGGCUAUCAAAUACGGGAAUGCAGGAUGAAAAAACAAAGGACAACGUAAAACUUCUGUGGACCGAAAUUCUUAGCUCCUUAAGAAGAAGUCAACCUCCAUUACACUUUGGUUCAGCUUUACUUGAACUUCAUGAAGCUCUGUUUGAAAAAACUCUUGAUCACCCAUACCCCUCCAUUUCAGAGACAACCAUAGAAUUUUGGAAUUCUACAUUUGCUCAACAAAUUAUUUUUGAUUUUCCCCCACGUCUGCUUCAUGUCUUGGACAAGCUAUCCAGGCAUGGAAAAUUAAAACUUCAGAAUAGAAGCGUGUCAUCGUUUCAAAAAUGUCAUACUCGUGAAGAAGUCAGUGACUCCCUGCAGGGAUACAGAGUCAAUGCAAAACAUAACAGGACUUCUAAGAGGGUGGAAUUAGUGUUGGACACACAAAAAGAUGCGCAUCCUUUAAGUUUUAAAAAGAAGAGGUUGGAACUCACUGAGCAUCAAAAGGAAGUGAGGCGAGCUCAACAAGGAAGGGAAAGGGAUACCGGAGGACAUGGCCCAGGAAUUCGAACUUACACCAAUGCUGACUUUUCACAAGGGCUUGAUGAUUCGCAAGAAAGCUUAGAUGCCAUUAGAGAUUCUGAAGCCAUAUUAGAGAUGUUGAGAAAAACUAUCUAAUUGACUUUAACUGCUGCACUGUCCACUGAGACAACUUCUGGAGGGGGCUUCUGAAUGCCUAAAUUAUUACUGAGAGAAUUCUAAUUUUACUUGUAUUUGUAAAAAUAAACAACUGCAAACUUUUUAUUUAACUUAAAUUAUAGUUAAUCCAGUCGGCGGGGUGGAGGGAAGAACCAUGAUCCCGAACUUUGUACUCUUUCAGUCUUUAUAAUGUUUUUGGCUAUUGUAUUGCAUUGUA